Vigna angularis (adzuki bean) is the source of this 3813-nucleotide messenger RNA. RefSeq names its product LRR receptor-like serine/threonine-protein kinase HSL2. Bases 643 to 3570 code for a protein of 975 amino acids. Lineage: Eukaryota; Viridiplantae; Streptophyta; Magnoliopsida; Fabales; Fabaceae. The transcript is spliced from 2 exons. Gene Ontology annotation, biological process: protein phosphorylation. The record is from RefSeq and is a predicted model, not a curated record. Gene Ontology annotation, molecular function: protein kinase activity; ATP binding; receptor serine/threonine kinase binding.
UUGCAUUAUUCAUGUAGAAGAAAGAGGAAAGUGAAUUGGUGUCAAACUCAAAUGAUGUGAUCCACACCAAACUAGUCCAAAUAAAAUCCAAAGUCUUACAACACAGCUCUUUGGUGAUACCAGGAACCUACAACAGUAUCAUUUAUCUGGCUGGUGUCAAAGUGUCAUCCACCAGAAAGCGAUCCCAAAAGUGAUUCUUCUUUCUGGAAGUAUGCCUCUGUCCAUUGGCAGUGUCCCAUGUUCUCCGCUUCAGGUUCGGCGUGUACAGUUAAAGUAGUUCCUUUUUGCCACUUCUCUCACAACUUUGAAAAUACGCCAACACGAAUCACGUCUCUGAUACACAAACGUCCAUUUCCACUCCACAGUCAACUUCCCCUUUCCCUCUCAUAAUCCUAAAAGAUGAUACCUUUUAUAUACUUAAACCAAGAGACCCGCGUGAGCUCCCAUCAGUCAUGUCCGCUUCCCACUUGUCAUCAUUUGUACGCAUGCAUGAAGAAGAAGAUGAGCUAUCACGAGGGAAGGAGCCGGUUUGAGACUCGUACCCAACAACCAGGUCCCAAGGUUCCAUCAAAAGUUAAGCAUUUUCAUUUGCACAGAGCAAAUUAAACUCUUCCUUGCUUCGCUCUCUUUGUAUUGUUCAACAUGCCUCAGCCAUUGUUUCUGAUUUUACUUUUAUGUACAUUGUUCUCAAGUGGUUUAUCCCAAACGGUUUCCCUCCAAAGAGAGUCUCGAAUUUUACUUCGGGUUAAGAACACCCAGCUUGAAGACAAAAACAAGAGUCUCCAAGACUGGGUACCAAACACAGACCACAACCCCUGCAACUGGACCGGCAUUACCUGCGACGCACAAAACCAAUCACUUGUCUCCAUUGACCUCUCAGAAGUUGGAAUCUACGGUGAGUUCCCCUUCGGUUUUUGUCGCAUUCACACCCUCCAAAACCUCUCUCUCGCAUUCAAUUUUCUCUCCAAUUCUGUCUCCCCCAACUCCCUGCUCCUCUGUUCCCACCUCCGUCUCUUGAACCUCUCCGACAAUUUAUUCGUUGGAGACCUGCCGGAAUUCACGCCGGAGUUCACCGAACUAAGGGUGUUAGACCUUUCGAAAAACAACUUCACUGGCAACAUUCCGGGGAGUUUUGGACAGAUUCCACGUCUGAGUGUGCUAGUUUUAUGCGGAAACCUUCUGAGCGGAACGAUCCCUCCCUCUUUAGGCAAUCUCAGUGAGUUAACUCGUUUGGAACUAGCUUAUAACCCCUUCAAACCAGGACCGUUGCCUCCCCAACUAGGAAACCUAAUUAGUCUUGAAACACUGUUCCUCGCUGCUGUUAACCUCGUAGGGGAAAUUCCACCCACUAUCGGUAACCUCACCUCGCUCAAAAACUUGGACUUAUCAAAAAAUGGUUUGUCUGGUAAUAUCCCAAACAACAUUUCAGGUCUGAAAAACGUUGAACAAAUUGAACUAUUUGAAAACCAACUUUCCGGUGAAUUACCCCAAGGUUUAGGAAACCUCAGUAGUUUAAUUCUCUUGGACCUCUCUCAGAACGCUCUGAUCGGGGAACUACCACAUGCAAUCGCCUCUUUGCGUCUCUAUUCUCUCAACCUAAAUGACAACCUUCUCGGGGGGGAAAUUCCUGAAAGUUUAGCUUCAAAUCCCAACCUGCAUCAGCUGAAACUCUUCAACAACAGCUUCACCGGGAAACUUCCACAAGAUCUGGGACAAAACUCAGACAUACAGGAAUUCGAUGUCUCGACGAAUGACUUCGUGGGAGAGUUGCCAAAGUACCUCUGCAAGAGAAACAAACUCGAGCGUCUCAUCACGUUCGCGAAUCGCUUCUCAGGAACGCUCCCUGAGCAAUACGGGAAGUGUGAUUCACUUCAGUAUGUCAGAAUCCAGAACAACCAGUUAUCAGGCCAGGUGCCUCCAGCUUUUUGGGCCCUUACAGGGCUUCAGUUUCUUGAAAUGUCCAACAACAGGUUUGAAGGUUCUGUCUCUGCUUCCAUCUCUGCGGCAUUCACCAAACUCAUUUUGUCUGCUAACCAAUUUUCUGGCAAAUUCCCAACGCGAAUCUGCCGACUCCCUCACCUUCUGGAGAUUGACGUCAGCAAGAACCGCUUCACCGGUGAAGUUCCCACGUGCAUAACUGGGUUGAAAAAGUUACAGAAACUUAAGAUGCAAGAGAACAUGUUCACCGGCGAAAUACCCAGUAACGUGGCCCUCUGGAACGACAUGACAGAGUUGAACCUGUCAUUUAACCGAUUUUCCGGUUCAAUCCCGCGAGAACUUGGUAGUUUACACGAUUUGACAAACCUUGAUCUCGCCAGUAAUUCUUUAACAGGGGAGAUCCCGGUGGAGUUGACGAACCUCAGACUCAACCAGUUCAACGUCUCUGAUAACAAUCUUUACGGGGAGGUUCCUUCAGGUUUCAACCACCAAAUGUACUUUUCCAGUCUAGAGGGAAACCCGGGUCUAUGCAGCGGCGUUAUCAAAACCCUACCUCCAUGUUCGAAACGCAGGCCGUUUUCUCUGCUUGCGAUUGUCAUUUUAGUUGCCUGUGCUUCGCUCCUUGUGGGGUCCAUGUUGUGGUACCUGAAGAGCAAGACGCGCCGUAAAUCCAAGCGCUCGUAUUUGUCAACCGCGUUUCAGAGGGUUGGGUUCAAUGAAGAAGAAAUUAUUUCAAACUUAACCCGGGAGAACGUGAUUGGAGCAGGGAGUUCGGGUCGGGUCUAUAGGGUGAAGCUGAAAACGGGGCACACGGUGGCAGUGAAGAAGCUGUUCGGCGGAGUGCAUAAGCCUGACACUGAAUUGGUGUUCAGGGCGGAGAUUGAGACGUUGGGCAGGAUUCGGCAUGCCAAUAUUGUGAAACUGUUGUUUUGUUGCAGUGAUGAUGAGUUUAGGGUAUUGGUGUACGAGUACAUGGAGAACGGGAGCUUAGGGGAUGUGUUGCAUGGUGAGGAAAUGUGUGGGGAGUUGAUGGAGUGGUCUAGAAGGUUCGCAAUUGCGGUGGGUGCGGCUAAGGGGUUGGCUUAUUUGCACCAUGAUUGUGUGCCGCCAAUUGUUCACAGGGACGUGAAGAGUAAUAACAUUUUGCUGGACCACGAGUUUGUGCCAAGAGUUGCAGACUUUGGCCUCGCUAAGACAUUGCAGCUUGAGACAACCCAGGAUGCUGUUAUGUCCAAGGUUGCUGGAUCAUAUGGCUACAUUGCUCCAGAGUAUGCUUAUACAAUGAAAGUGAACGAGAAGAGCGAUGUGUAUAGUUUUGGGGUUGUGCUGAUGGAAUUGGUCACCGGGAAGAGGCCAAAUGACUCUUCAUUUGGUGAGAACAAGGAUGUAGUGAAAUGGAUGACUGAGAUUGUUUUAUCAACGUCCUCUGAAAGAGGAAGUGGCAAUGUGGGAGGAGGUAAAGAGUAUAUUAUGACCAAGAUUGUGGACCCAAGAUUGAACCGAAGCACUUGUGACUAUGAAGAGGUUGAGAAGGUUUUAAAUGUGGCCCUACUCUGCACCUCAGCAUUUCCCAUUAAUAGACCUUCCAUGAGAAGGGUGGUUGAAUUGCUCAAGGACCAUAAACUGCCAUGAUACUGUGUUGAGCUUCACAGGUUCUGUCCACAAAAGGACCCAAAUUUUGUAUGGGAGUCUCACUGGGCACCACAAGAAAGCUAUUUAUGUCUCUGUAUGCUUGCAUGAAUUCUUACUUACGAGGAAAUUUUGAGCAUAUACAUUUUUACAUAUUUAAUGGUUAAGGAAUAAUUGUUUAGUUUCAUUGCAUGCAAAUGUAAACUUUGUAUUUUUUUUUAUCGAAUGUAAAUCUUUUUGUAGAUA